AUGGCGUUCGGUACUAAUGGUUGCCGUGACAUCACCACGAUCGGCGAAGCACUGCUCGGUGAUGCGUGCCGUGCCAGAUUGAUGGAGGCUCGCAUCAUGGGCAAUUUCAAAGCGGCUGGUACUAUUCCGUAUAUGUUCUCGUUAUCACGGCUGCGACGGUACUUUACACUUCUGAUGAAGUUUGCUGUGGUUUGUGCCGUCUUUGGAAGCUGUUUUCUGAUCUACAAUGGAGUAGAGCGAGUGCCAGUAUUCAUUGAGCUCUUCGAGCAGACCAUCAACAACCAGUAUUAUGAGCGGUAUUCCCGGCAACUUGCGGUGGAUAGGACAAAUGUGCGGAUGUGGCGGUUGCACAUGAAACAAUCUUUUCUCGAUCCACGACUGUCUCCGAUCAACUGCAGCAUCGUGCCAAGGGUUUCCGUUUGUGCAGAGGUCGACUUCGUAGUGGUUGUCCACGUGAGAGCAGAUGAUGACCAAUCGAGAACUGAUUGGAGAAAUACGUAUGGCGCAGGACAAUUGAGAAGAAAAUACAACUACACUCUUCUAUUUUCUGUGGGUAGGCCAGGUUCACUGCAUCAUCAGAAGAUUAUCGAGGAGGAGAGCGCUCUAUACGAUGACAUUCUGCAAUUCGACUUCAACGAUACUUAUCGAAAUCUAACACUGAAGCACUUGGCCGAGUUACGGUAUCUGGCCUCGGCCUGUGAUGGAAACGUGGUGCUUCUCAAAUGGACGACGAUGUUGGAUGGGAUGUUCAACGGGUUUCCGAUUUCACGAAGAAUAACCUCACCUCUGACAAACUUUACUGUUCUCGGCGUGUUGGUCAUAUACCGUUUCGAGACCCAAAAUCGAAAUGUCGUGAAACGGAUGCUCGACGUGGUUCAUCUCCAACGCUUUUUCUGGAUUGAUGACGUUUCAUCACUGGUGACGUCACCGCGAAGCAGCUAA
Molecule: messenger RNA, 942 nt
Organism: Cooperia oncophora
Lineage: Eukaryota; Metazoa; Nematoda; Chromadorea; Rhabditida; Trichostrongylidae
Source: the annotation of a GenBank genome assembly